CAGGAAAUCUGAGCCUUGAGUUCAGUGGUGGUGUUGAAGAUGCCGUUCCUCCUGCCGCUCCUUGCCCUCCUCCUCCUGUCCGCCGCUCCCACAGUAACUGAAGUUGUGACAGCGAUGACGGCCUGUGACCAAAACUUUCUUAACCAAACCUCACCACAGAUAGGGGGAAUCUUGGAGGGAGGGAACAUCCUGGACCAGAACAGAUACAAGACCAUUUGCCAGACCUUGAGGGACGAGAAAAUAUUUGUGACACUCUACGACACCACCAACAAGAUCCCAGUGUUCUCUGCUUACAAGUACACUGGGAUAAACGAGUCAGCGAGACAAAAUCAGUGGAAGAUAGAACCACAGCUUGAGGAAAUAAAGUUGAAUGCAAACAUGGAGAUUGAAGAGGAAGGGAAGAGCUACACUCACCAGGCCGAUAAUAAAAAUUACAUUAACGACCGAGGAUUCCAAAAAGGACAUUUGUUACCACAAUCCUACGGUUGGGACAUAAUUGCAAAAAGAGCUACCUUUACGCUGACCAACAGUGUUCCUCAAGUAGAUUCAUUUAAUUCGAAAAGCUGGAGUUACAUGGAGUCCUGCGUUAAAUGUGUCCUUGAUAAAUACUGCAUCGAUGCAAAUGGUAAAACAGAAGGCUUUGUGGUGACCGGAGCACGGCCCAGCAACAACAACCUCCUCAACAGCAAGGUUAAUAUUCCCUCCAUGCUCUGGUCAGCUUUCUGCUGCUACAGCAGUAGUCAGGGGGCGUGGUUAGCAAGUGCACACUGGGGUGACAACAUUCCAGAUGGAGGUCGAGUGCUUCAGACCAAGACCUUGGACGAGCUACGUCUAGAGCUGGGAGCACCAUCUGAAGCAUUCCCAGGAACAAACUGUCCGAUCCACACCACUGUCACCCACCUUUACCCUCAACUCGAUAAGUUCUGUAAGUGCCCUAAACCUGUUUCAACAUCUGUAUCUCCAUAACCUGGCCCUGUCACUACGACAUACUAGAGUAACAACUAGCAAGAGUUUUGGGCUCAAAUAUAAAAAUAAAAGAUCAUUAACCCAAUCAAGCAGUGAUGGCACAACGACCACUAACAUUUCUGUGCUACUAACAUAUAAGAGAAAUUUACCUUUUUCUCCUGUUCCAAUUGAUUACUCGAGUUUUAACAUGGUUGUGAUGUGAUCUUAAGAAUAGUAUGAGAAUGUCCGACUAUUCCUUGAAUAACAUUUUGAAACUAACAAUUUAGCAGCAAUUAAAUAUCACUUACUUAUAGCACAUUGUAGUUUUGCUUUUUUUGAAGAAAUUGUACUUUCUUGAUUCUUGUUGUUGUGGGUUUGUACCCUCAUGGUUGAUGCACUUAUUGUGAGUCGCUUUGGAUAAAAGCUUCAGCUAAAUGAAAUGUAAAGUAAAAAAUGAAUUCUUUGCAGAAUUCUUUUUUUUCCAUGCAGCUCAUAUUAAACCAAUCUUUAAAUGCAAUAUCAUUCUGCUCUCUGAUAUUUUUGAAGUUUGUUGUUUAAAAGUGUACGGCUUCUUAAUGUAACUUUGAUUUCCAUUAAAGACUGUGACUAGAUUAAAUCUAAGGCUCCAACCAGCA
Messenger RNA from Platichthys flesus (European flounder), 1580 nucleotides. RefSeq names its product endonuclease domain-containing 1 protein-like. The transcript has 3 exons. Lineage: Eukaryota; Metazoa; Chordata; Actinopteri; Pleuronectiformes; Pleuronectidae. The record is from RefSeq and is a predicted model, not a curated record. Gene Ontology annotation, molecular function: hydrolase activity; metal ion binding; nucleic acid binding. The coding region runs from base 40 to 966 and encodes 308 amino acids.